GAAUUAAUUUAAUCUUUUUAUAAAAAUAUAAAAUUAUACUUAAGUAAUACAAAAUAUAAUAUUUAGGCCAAAGCAAAUAGGAUUAGAGAAAAAUACACUAAUUAAAUUAGGCAUUAAAUUCUUUUUUAAUUAAUACAGUUUAGUAUAUAGAAUAUUUUGCGAUGGAUGAGACCGUUUUGCCUGUGUUCGCAACUGGGGGAAACAGAUUCGAUAAUGGGGCCAUUUAUGUAGGUUCCUGGAAUAAAAAUGGACAGAUGCAUGGAGAAGGUCAGUUGCUUCUUCCAGAUGGAACUAAAUACGAUGGGUGUUUUGAAGAAGGCUUGUAUAAUGGUUUGGGUGUUCUAACAUUUUCAGAUUCAUCCAGAUACGAGGGAGAGUUUUAUCAAGGCUGGUUUCACGGAUACGGAGUGUUUUGGAGAUCAGACACUACCCGUCAUGAAGGUGAAUUUCGUGGUGGACAGAUCUAUGGUUUCGGUUUAACAACAUUCUCUGACAACACACAUGGUUUUCCGCGCAACGAGGGCUUCUUUCAAGAGUGUAAUUUGAAGAGGCGCAAGAAUUGUCCAGAUGUUGUGCAAAAGGCCCAGAAGGUGGCUUUUAUGGCACGAAAAAAGUUCGUACCAAAUUAGUAAAUUGUCAUGUGAAAUGUUGUGUUGUGUUGAAAUAACAAUAAACAAAUAUAUAAGAGUUAUAUAAAUUCAUUAGUUUUAUUACUUUUCACUCUUUUACCUGUCGAAAGGA
This is a messenger RNA of Sitophilus oryzae (rice weevil), 741 nucleotides long. It is a transcript of the gene rtp, whose product is annotated as MORN repeat-containing protein 4 homolog. Lineage: Eukaryota; Metazoa; Arthropoda; Insecta; Coleoptera; Curculionidae. The transcript has 4 exons. The record is from RefSeq and is a predicted model, not a curated record. The coding region runs from base 162 to 629 and encodes 155 amino acids.